GGAGGAAAACACAGAACAUUCUUUGAAAAAUUUCUUUAAAAGGAACUAUGCAAAUGAAACAAUGGGAACAAAUGGCUCAGUUAGCGGUAAAGUAGAGGAAGGCAUAAAGGGAGAAAAAGGAAAUGUUGGUGAAAAUGGACUACCAGGUAUAAGGGGACCGACAGGCAAAAAAGGUGAACAUGGCGAGAAAGGAACGAAAGGCAACAAAGGACCGACUGGUGAUCUUGGUUCAAUUGGCGACAAAGGUCAAAUCGGAGAAAAGGGUCCAGUCGGCAACAAAGGACAAAUGGGAGAAAAGGGAGAAAAGGGACUACUUGGUGCAAAAGGACAAUUAGGUGCCAACGGACCAAACGGUGAGAAAGGCUACAUCGGCGAAAAAGGUCAAAGAGGAGACAACGGUUCUAUCGGUGACAAAGGUGAAAAUGGGGACAGAGGUCAGACAGGUAACGAAGGUCCAGAUGGUGAAAAAGGUUCCAUCGGUGAGAAAGGUCAAAGAGGUGAUAAUGGAAUCACGGGAAGUAAAGGUGGCAAUGGAAAAUUUGGGGACAAGGGAGCAGUUGGUGACACGGCUAUCAAUUCUGGAAGUGGAUAUGACAAAUCAACUGGAAAAUUUACAGCUCCCCAGGCAGCUAUCAAUUCUGGAAGUGGAUAUGACAAAUCAACUGGAAAAUUUACAGUUCCCCAGGCAGGUACAUUUUUGUUUAUGUUACAAAUAUGUCCAGAAGAUACACAUAAUGUGCUGAUGACGUUGAGAGCUAAUAACAACAAAUUUGGGGUUCUUAAUCAGAAAAACAAUCAUGAUGACGGUCCAUGUACCUCCACUAGUGCUGUAACUCUGUUGUCGGAGGGAGAGGAAGUCUGGGUAUAUUGUGAAUCAGCAAGUGACGGUGAUUCAGUAUGGAAUGCAGGGGAAAAUGGCAAUAGCUUUUCGGAUGUCUUGUUACAUACAGGAACUAUAUAA
Messenger RNA from Mytilus californianus (California mussel), 961 nucleotides. RefSeq names its product otolin-1-A-like. NCBI's taxonomy places the organism in Eukaryota, Metazoa, Mollusca, Bivalvia, Mytilida, Mytilidae. The transcript is spliced from 4 exons. The coding region runs from base 62 to 961 and encodes 299 amino acids. The record is from RefSeq and is a predicted model, not a curated record. Gene Ontology annotation, molecular function: protein binding.